Prunus avium (sweet cherry) is the source of this 801-nucleotide messenger RNA. RefSeq lists its product as uncharacterized. The record is from RefSeq and is a predicted model, not a curated record. NCBI's taxonomy places the organism in Eukaryota, Viridiplantae, Streptophyta, Magnoliopsida, Rosales, Rosaceae.
AUGGAACUCUACUUUAAGAGAAAGUUCGCAUCAACUACUUCUAGUUCGGAUAAUGUAGGUUGUUCGAGUUCGAGAGAUGUGGGUAUUUCAAGAGAUGUGGAUAGUUCGAAAGAAAGUGAGGUGCAAGAUAUCUUCGCUAAUCUUAUUGUAGACCCUGGACUUCGACUUCAAAUGUUGGAUUAUGAUCUUAACAUUCGGGACGAAGUUCAAAGAGCAUAUCUACAAAAGGGUCCAUGUCAGCCUAAGGAUCACACAUUUCCACAGACUAAUCUUUCAGGGUAUGAUCGACGAUUUAAUGUCAAGUGGUUUGAUGAGUUUGACUGGUUGGAGUACAAUUUUAGUAAAGAUACUGAAUUUUUCCUUUAUUGUUAUCUCUUCAAAUUCAAUUUCAGAAUUGGUCAAGUGUGUAGCGACGCCUUCACAGAGAUGGGUUUUAGGAAUCAGAAGAAGAAAGAUAAAAUUAGGCAACAUGUUGGAGUUGUUGGGAGUGUUCAUAAUCAAUCUCGACAAUAUUGUGUGGAUCUUAUGAAUCAAAAGAAACACAUCCGAACAGUUUUGAUAAAGCAAUUAGAGCAAGCUCGUAUUGAUUAUCGUAUUUGCUUAACAUCUUCUCUUGAUUGUGUGAGAUUUUUGUUAAGGCAAGGUUUUCCUUUUUGUGGGCAUAAUGAGAGUGACACUUCAAGCAUCAAGGGGAAUUAUUUGGAGCUCUUACAAUUUCUUGCUAAUCAUGAUGAGAAAGUUAAAGUCGUUGUGUUAGAAAAUGCUCCCGGGAAUCUCAAGUUAAUAGCUCAAACAAUUUAA